Xenia sp. Carnegie-2017 is the source of this 2861-nucleotide messenger RNA. Its product is annotated as NADP-dependent malic enzyme-like. Gene Ontology annotation, molecular function: malate dehydrogenase (decarboxylating) (NADP+) activity; NAD binding; malate dehydrogenase (decarboxylating) (NAD+) activity. The record is from RefSeq and is a predicted model, not a curated record. Gene Ontology annotation, cellular component: mitochondrion. Bases 106 to 2001 code for a protein of 631 amino acids. Gene Ontology annotation, biological process: malate metabolic process; pyruvate metabolic process. The transcript is spliced from 13 exons. Lineage: Eukaryota; Metazoa; Cnidaria; Anthozoa; Malacalcyonacea; Xeniidae.
UUUUUCAGACGAGUUUCCACAGAUUAGCCUUUCGGCUUUUGCCUUACAGAAAAGUUCCUUUUUCGGGCAAGUAGUACAUGAAAAUCUUGUGGCAAUCGACGUUAAAUGUCUGUCUUGUCAAAUCCAACAAAAGUAACCAAAGAGAGGACUUGGAUUGACAUCGGUCCUAAGAAUUCUAUGUUUUUGAGAACCUAUAAAGAUAGGAGUUUCUGUAUUUUACUGGCACGAGGCAGGGUUUAUUGCAGGAGCGAAGAAAGCAUGAACAACGCGAAAUGCAGUUUGCUUUGGGGCAAUGGUUUGGCUAAAUGUUCACGGACGGCGCAAAGAUACAUGUCAAAAAUCCCUUCCAUUCAAGCAGCGGAUAUUAUGCGAGACCCACGAUUAAACAAGGGCACAGGCUUUCCUUUGGAAGAGCGACAGAUAUUGGGCAUUCAUGGCUUGUUGCCACCGACGCUUGGUAAUCAGGAGUUGCAAGCACAACGAAUAAUGUUGCAACUCUCUCGCAAGGAGAGUGAUUUGCAUAAAUACCUAGAUCUAAUGGCUCUCCUUCAAAGAAAUGAGCGGCUUUUCUACAGAGUGCUUAUGGACAAUCUGGUGGAGUUGAUGCCUGUUGUGUACACACCAACUGUGGGAAAAGCUUGCCAGAAAUAUGGAGAGAUUUUCACCAGUCCAAAAGGCUUGUUCAUAUCAAUCAAAGACAAAGGGCAUGUUAAUCAACUUGUUGGAAACUGGCCGGAGCAAAAUGUCAAAUUGGUUGUGAUGACAGAUGGAGAACGAAUUCUUGGUCUAGGCGAUCUGGGUUGCCAUGGAAUGGGUAUUCCUGUGGGCAAACUUGCUCUGUGUACGGCAUGCGCCGGCAUUGAUCCUGCAAUGUGUCUGCCUAUACAGAUAGAUGUUGGAACUAACAAUCAGGAACUGCUGGGUGAUCCAUUUUAUGUUGGAAUACGAGAAAAAAGAGUUAGGGGAGAAGAAUAUAAUGAAUUAAUUGACGAGACGAUUCAUGCCUUGACAGACAGGUUUGGUAAGAACACUCUUAUUCAAUUCGAAGACUUUGGCAAUCACAACGCGUUUCAUUUCCUUGAAAAGUAUCGUUCAAAGAUUUGCACUUUCAACGACGAUAUUCAAGGUACCGCAGCUGUUGCUGUUGCAGGGGUACUUGCAAGUCAACGAUUAUCAAAGAAAAAUCGACUUUCGGAUAAUACAUUUGUGUUUUUGGGAGCAGGCGAGGCAGCUAUUGGCAUUUCAAAUUUGCUAGUACUCGCGAUGAAGGAAGAAGGACUUGACGAAAAUGAAGCUAGAGGGAAAAUAUCAUUGAUUGAUUCGAAAGGACUCGUUGUCAAAGAUAGAACCGUGGGAGGGUUAACAGAGACAAAGUUAAAAUACGCCCACGAAACUGGCUACAUUGACAAUUUACUUGACGCUGUGAACGCCAUCAAGCCAUCUGUUCUUAUUGGAGUUGCUGCUGUUCCCGGCUCAUUUAACGAGGACGUAUGUCGUACAAUGGCAAGUCUUAACGACCGUCCAGUUAUCUUCGCUCUAAGUAAUCCAACUUCGAAAUCGGAAUGUAGUGCGGAACAGGCGUAUACAUGGACGAAGGGAAAGUGCGUAUUCGCAAGUGGUAGUCCAUUUUCAUCGGUCACUCUUGCGGAUGGACUCCAGUUCACUCCCGGUCAGGGAAAUAAUUGCUACAUCUUUCCCGGUGUUGCACUUGGUACCAUUGUAUCCGGGGCACAAAGGGUCUCUGAAAGCAUUUUCCUGGAGGCUGCAAAGAGCCUGGCAAGUCAGGUUUCGGAGGAGCAGCUAUUAAAAGGAUGUAUAUAUCCACCGCUUGCAGAUAUUCGUCAAGUUUCAGUGAAAAUUGCCGCGAAAGUUGCCGAGCAUGCGUACAAAACUGGUCUUGCUACCGUUCUUCCUGAACCCAAGGACAAAAUUGCCACGAUUACAGAGGGACUGUAUUCCCCUGAAUACAUCUCGUUUGUACCUCGGACUUAUGUGUGGUGAAAUGCCAAAAAUUUCACAUUAUCACGAAAUAAAAUGCACACAUACCCGUUAACAAAUUUUAAAAUUACCUUACUUGUAUUAAAAUUCGAGUCGUACUCAUUUUCGCUAAGCUUUAAAUUCGCGCGAUUUAAUUUCGCGCACUUUGUUGACAAUUAUUCGCGCAGCUUUAAAUUCGCGCAAGUAGAUUUAUGUGCUCGUUCUUUUUGGUUUGUUCAAAAGAACUAUUAAUAAUUAACGCAUUUAUAUUGAGCUUUCUUUAUUAAGAAAUACCUCAAUAUUCAUCAAAAAAGCGAUUGGGUGGCCUUAAAAAUGGCUUCAAAAUAAAGCGUGAGUUCACUGUCCCAACAAGAACUAAAAAAUGUAAUAAAUGAUAUUGCCUAACAAUAUACUUUAUAAGUCAAACAAAAGUUUAGCUACAGUUCAAAUGUGCUAUUGGUCUGUUUACCAAAAUCAAAUAUGCUAUUGGUCUGUUUACCAUAAUCAGAGGCAAGAUUGAACCAUUGUCACUGGUCGGACAUUUGCCUCGAGAGAUUUCCCGAUUUUGCAAGUUCUUUUUUGAAUAUGGGGGCAACAUAGAAGCAUGUGUGUGUGACAUCAAACUUCGUCGAUCCCCAUUACCACAAGGAGGCUUGGAGGUUCCUAUUACCCUAACAGUCAUGCAGAACAAUGCAAGUUUUAGGAUAUACAGCAAAAUGCAGGCAUUCGUGACGGAAUACUACGUAGAACCUGAGAAUAUCCCGACUGAAAUUGUACAGGAUGAAAAUGAAGACAUUUUUGAUUUUUAAUGUUACCAGGACAACUAUAAGCAUAUGUCAAUAUGUAUAUGCGUUAAUAAAACAACUGAUUUGCAUAACCAACAA